Messenger RNA from Octodon degus (degu), 3764 nucleotides. RefSeq names its product fibronectin type III and SPRY domain containing 2 (gene Fsd2). NCBI's taxonomy places the organism in Eukaryota, Metazoa, Chordata, Mammalia, Rodentia, Octodontidae. The transcript has 12 exons. Gene Ontology annotation, molecular function: protein binding. The record is from RefSeq and is a predicted model, not a curated record. The coding region runs from base 1 to 2247 and encodes 748 amino acids.
AUGGAGGAGGAGUCUGGAGAGGAGCCUGGGCAGGUAAGGUCCACAGCUCCCAAGGACUUUCACUAUUAUCACAUGGAUCUGUACGAUGCUGAAGACAGACCGCAGAUCUUCCCAGACGAAAGCACUAGACUGAAGAGAGAAACAAUCCAAGCUGAAAUGACCCUCGAGCCAAGGCAGGCAAGGCAAAGCCAAGUUCAAAGAGACCUCCCAGAAGAAGUGGAUGAACUUGUCCACUUAUAUGGACUAGAGGAUGACCACGAGUUGGGGGAUGAGUUUGUUGAUGAAGACGAGGUAGGGGUGCCAGCGUAUCCUCCUUAUGGAAUGAAGAGGGGGGAGUCAGCCAGAGAGCAGAGAGACUGGAGACUUGGUGGAGAAGCUGAGGCUGAGGACCAGGGCUAUGCAGGGUGGGGCAUGGCAGGCCAGAGCCAGGCCUUGCGGGAAGCCUACAGGUACACACAUGGCUGCGCCAGCGAGGAGUACGAGUGCUACGUCAUACCAGAAGAGGAGGAUGAGGAGGAAGAUGCCGGACUCUUCUGUGUCACUUGCAGAACUCCUGUCAGAGCUGUGGAGAAAGAUUUUGAUGAGCACAAGGAGCAUGAAGUGACCCCACUAAAUAAAGCACUGGAGAGCGCCAAGGAUGAAAUUCACAAAAACAUGUACAAGUUGGAGCAGCAGAUAAUCGAGAUGGAAAAUUUUGCAAGUCACUUGGAGGAGGUUUUCAUCACUGUGGAGGAGAAUUUUGGAAAACAAGAACAAAACUUUGAGUCACAUUACAAUGAGAUCUUGGAAACACUUGCCCAAAAGUAUGAAGAAAAAAUACAAGCUCUAGGAGAGAAGAAGAAAGAGAAGCUGGAGGCCCUGUAUGGGCAGUUGGUCAGUUGUGGGGAAAACCUUGAUACCUGCAAAGAAUUAAUGGAAACCAUAGAGGAGAUGUGUCAUGAGGAGAAGGUGGACUUCUUGAAGGACGCGGUGGCCAUGACUGACAGGCUCGGGAAAUUCCUGAAAACAAAAACAGACGUGGAGAUCUCUGCACAGCCUGACUUUGAAGACCAAACCUUGGACUUCUCUGAUGUGGAACAGCUGAUGGGUUCCAUGAACACCAUCCCAGCUCCUUGUGCUCCUGUGAUAAAUCCACAAGCCCCCAACUCAGCCACAGGUUCCUCUGUCCGAGUGUGCUGGAGCUUAUACGCCGAUGACACAGUUGAGAGCUAUCAGUUGUUCUACCGGCCAGUGCGGGACAGUCUGCCUGGGAAGGAGCAAGCAGAGCUUACGGUGACUGUCAAAGAAACAUACUGUUCAGUGAUGAACCUUGAACCAAAUACCCAGUAUGAAUUCUGGGUCAUAGCUCAGAACAGGGCUGGCCCCAGUCCCUCAAGCGAGCGUGCAGUAUACAUGACAGCCCCCUCUGCCCCUAUUAUAAAAAUGGAGGCGAUAAGGAGCUGCGAAGAGGCCGUGCUCAUCUGCUGGGAGUCUGGGAACUUGAAUCCCGUGGACUCCUACACCGUGGAGCUGACCCAGGCAGAGGCACCGGCAGCCUCAGGGGUCACCGAGUCCGUGGUGGGCAUCCCAACCUGCGAGUCGCUGAUACAGCUGCAGCCCGGGCAGAGCUACACCAUCUGUGUGCGGGCCCUCAACAUGGGAGGCCCCAGUGCCAGGAGCGCCCCUGCUACAGUCCGUACCACAGGAAGCUACUUUCCCCUGAACAAGGCCACCUGCCACCCCUGGCUGACCAUUUCAGAAGAUGGGUUUACAGUGACCCGAAGUGAAAAGAAAAGCCUCACCCGGGACCUGCUGCCCCACCAGACCCGGUUCACCAGAUGUGUUGCUGUCAUGGGAAAUCUAAUUCCAGUCCGAGGACGCCAUUACUGGGAGGUGGAGGUGGAUGAGCAUUUGGACUACACAGUUGGUGUGGCCUUUGAAGAUGUCCCUAAGCAGGAGGACCUGGGCGCAAACAGCCUCUCCUGGUGCAUGAGGCACACAUUCACCUCAUCAAGGCAUAAGUAUGAAUUUCUGCACAACAGGACCACCCCAGAUAUAAGGAUAAGUGUUCCUCCUAAGAAGAUCGGUGUCCUAUUAGACUAUGAGAAUUCAAAGUUGUCGUUUUUCAACGUGGACAUUGCUCAGCAUCUAUACACAUUCAGUUGUCAGCUUCACCAACUUGUGCACCCCUGUUUUUCUCUGGAAAAGCCUGGAUGUCUGAAGAUACACAAUGGUGUUUCAAUGCCGACACAUGCCACUUUCUAUUAGGCCCUUUGCACAUCUUUUCCUUUCUUGCUUCUGUUCCUCAACCACUUGUGCCUCAGCCAGCUGAACCUAGCAUUCAGGCCCCAUGUCUCCAGCAUCAUUUGUGGCUCUGACAGUGACCUGACAAGCGACAUGGUAGGCACUGCUGCCUGGGUGACACUAGGAUAGUCCUCAGCAGGCUGAGCUGUAAAAUGAAGGAAAUGAAGGAUCCAAGUGAACUCGGGGCCCUCUCAAGGGCUCAAACUGCAUUUAUCAUAUCAGUAGAACAUUGUGUCUUUGAGGCUUCUGGAGCUUGGGGCAAGUCAGUAAAGUUUUAAAGCUUUAGCAGCCACUGUGCAUUCACAUUGCAUCAGUCACCAAGAACAGACCUGGGAACGCGAGGCUGCCUUUCCGCAUCUCCGACCUGCUUCACAAAGGUUCACUGGCCACUUGGUAACCCCUUCCCUUCACCAAGCUCGUGCCUCUCCAACUUUGAGAUCAACUGUCACACACUUUCAUGAAGGCAGGGACAGUGUCUGAUUCAUCACUUGCACCGCAAAGGCCAACACACAAUGGGAUGUUUGUCAAGUAUCUUCUUUCAACCGCUACUUUCUGGCCUUGCUGCUAUUCGUGUGAGCCAUGCACGUGCUUUCAAAAUCUCCAGCCAAGGGUCUAUAGCUGGCAGAGGACACAGACAACUGAAGAGGAAAGGGGGGCACCUGGGGAACAUGGUGCACUCCUUACGGCUGUUGCAGACACACACCACAACCUACACUUCAACACGGGGCUUCUAGUGUGUGUGCAUGGUGGGGGUGGGGGUGGGGUAUACAGCGCUCCUGCAACAUGAAGAGCCAGAUUUGAAAUCAGAAGCCCUCGAUUUGACAACUUUGUCUUAGGCCAUGAAAAAGUCACCUUAUUUUCCAGCCUUUCUGUUUUCCUUCAAACCAAGGGAAAUGUAGUACUAGUUGUCUGAUAAGAGUUGGGAGACUUCAUGACAAACCUUAGAGGCCCUGACAGUACACAGCACAUAGCAGAUGUACAAUUUGUUCAAUCAUCCACCCACCGAGGGGCAAGGCUGUGUAAUGGUGAGCAGUGGUCUCUGGCGAGCAGCUCUUGGGGAGCCAACCUCACAACCUGUGCUAUCCAGUGACCUCAGACCCAACUACAAGCUGGCUUCCUGGUUUUCCAGCUCCCCACCCUGGCUGCCAGGUAAGCUUUGCACAUAGCAUGGCCAAAGCUAAAGCAAGCUGCAGAAAAAGAAGUGCACUUGUGGUAGCAAUUAGCACCAGAGACAAUUUAGCGUCCUGGGCCACAGAUGCCUUUCUAAACCCGACACACCCUAAGCUCAUCAUCAGGGUUUUUUUAGGUGAAAAAAUCUUUUUACUUUAAACUCAAGUUUUCCAGUACACUCAAAGUCUGAUCCAUGGGUCACCUCUCAUCUUUUGUGAAACUGUCAAUUUGUGUGAACUGCAGCUCAGAUUCCCAAAUUAAGAACUGACCUUGACAGUGUACUAACUUGUUAUACACAUACAUACACACAC